CCUCUUCGUCGUCCGCAAUGUUGGCUGCAAGGUCUGUGCGACGCUCUCUUUUGGGCCAUGCCCGUGCAUUCCACGCUUCUUCCAAAGUAUCCCGCGUCGUCGCGACCAACCCUGUAAAGGCUCAGGAGGUCAAGGGCUGGGGUAAAUACCCGCUCAUCGAGCACGAAUACGAUGCUGUCGUUGUCGGUGCUGGAGGCGCUGGUUUGCGAGCUGCCUUUGGUCUCGCUGAAGCCGGCUUCAAGACCGCCUGUAUCACCAAGCUUUUCCCCACCAGAAGUCACACCGUCGCUGCCCAGGGUGGUAUCAAUGCUGCACUCGGAAACAUGACUGAGGACGACUGGCGGUGGCACAUGUACGACACGGUUAAAGGCUCCGACUGGCUCGGUGACCAAGAUGCCAUCCACUACAUGUGCAGAGAAGCUCCCAACACUGUCAUUGAGCUUGAGCACUUCGGUGUGCCAUUCUCAAGAACGAAAGAGGGCAAGAUCUACCAGCGUGCGUUCGGUGGUCAGUCGUUGAAGUUCGGCAAGGGUGGCCAGGCCUACCGUUGCGCUGCUGCCGCUGACAGAACCGGCCACGCCAUUCUCCACACUCUUUACGGUCAAUCUCUCCGACACGACACCAACUUCUUCAUCGAGUACUUCGCCCUCGACCUCAUUAUGCAAGAUGGCGAGUGCGUCGGUGUCAUCGCCUUGAACAUGGAAGACGGAACCCUCCACCGAUUCCGUGCCCACAAGACCGUCCUCGCCACUGGCGGUUACGGACGAGCCUACUUCAGCUGCACUAGCGCUCACACUUGCUCUGGUGACGGUAACGCCAUGGUUGCCCGUGCCGGCCUUCCCCAGCAGGAUCUCGAAUUCGUCCAGUUCCACCCUACUGGUAUCUACGGUGCUGGCUGCUUGAUCACUGAGGGUUCUCGUGGUGAGGGAGGAUACCUCCUCAACUCGGAGGGUGAACGUUUCAUGGAACGAUAUGCCCCCACCGCUAAGGAUCUUGCUUCUCGUGACGUCGUCUCCCGAUCAAUGACCAUUGAGAUCCGUGAGGGCCGUGGUGUUGGUCCUGAGAAGGAUCACAUCUACCUCCAACUCAGCCAUCUCCCUCCCGACAUUCUCCAUGAGCGAUUGCCCGGUAUCUCUGAGACCGCCGCCAUUUUCGCUGGUGUCGAUGUCACCAAGGAGCCCAUCCCUGUCCUCCCCACCGUCCACUACAACAUGGGUGGUAUUCCUACUCGAUACACCGGUGAGGUCAUCACCGUUGACGAGAACGGCAACGACAAGGUCGUCCCUGGUCUCUACGCCGCCGGUGAAGCCGCCUCCGUCUCCGUCCACGGUGCCAACCGUCUCGGCGCCAACUCCCUCCUCGACAUCGUCGUCUUCGGCCGUGCCGUCGCCCACCACAUCCGUGACACCUGGACUCCCGGCAAGCCCCACAAGACCAUCCCCGAGGAGUCUGGUCUCGAGAGCAUCGAAUUCCUCGACAAGAUCAGGCGCGCUGACGGACCUGAGCCUACUGCCAAGAUUCGUCUCGACUUGCAGAAGGCUAUGCAGGCUGAUGCUGCUGUCUUCCGUACCCAGGAGUCUUUGGAUGAGGGUGUUGAGAAGGUUAGGGAGAUUUACAACAACUUUAAGAAUGUUGGAAUCAAGGAUCGUUCUAUGAUCUGGAACUCUGACUUGGUUGAGACGCUCGAGUUGCGCAACCUUCUCCAGUGCGCUAUUCAGACUAUUGUCUCCGCUGCUGCCCGUAAGGAGUCCCGAGGUGCCCAUGCUCGUGAGGACUACCCAGAGCGUGACGACGAGAACUGGAUGAAGCACACGCUCUCGUAUCAACCUGAUGUUGAGAGCCCUGAUGUCAAGCUUGCCUACCGACGUGUUAUUGAGACCACUCUUGACGAGAACGAGUGCAAGCCUGUGCCUCCUUUCAAGCGUGUUUACUAAAUGGCUAGCGCGUGUCGGGGUGGGGUUGUCCUGUUCUCGAGUAGGAUUGUUCUCGAGUGCGUCGGUUUUCGAGUGCACCUAAUUCGAGUGGGCUUGCUCUCGAAUGAGUCUACUUUCGAAUGCGCCUAGUAGUAGUUCGAGGAGUGCGUCGCAGCCAUCGUGGACGAAGGGACUAAAAAGUUGAUGGUGUCUCUGUUACAUUAAUUGAUUCGUUUUUGUUUUUUGUUGCAAAGUGUAGGCAAAGUAUACUAGUAAUUUAAUUAACCCUUUGUUUGAAGGA
Coprinopsis cinerea okayama7#130 is the source of this 2214-nucleotide messenger RNA. RefSeq names its product succinate dehydrogenase flavoprotein subunit. Bases 18 to 1934 code for a protein of 638 amino acids. Gene Ontology annotation, biological process: tricarboxylic acid cycle; mitochondrial electron transport, succinate to ubiquinone. Gene Ontology annotation, molecular function: flavin adenine dinucleotide binding; succinate dehydrogenase (quinone) activity; electron transfer activity. The transcript is spliced from 11 exons. The record is from RefSeq and is a predicted model, not a curated record. Lineage: Eukaryota; Fungi; Basidiomycota; Agaricomycetes; Agaricales; Psathyrellaceae.